Paramecium pentaurelia is the source of this 2568-nucleotide messenger RNA. The record is from the annotation of a GenBank genome assembly. NCBI's taxonomy places the organism in Eukaryota, Ciliophora, Oligohymenophorea, Peniculida, Parameciidae.
AUGGAUUCUUGUCAAAAAGUUCACCAUUAAAAUAACAAAAUUAUUGGGAUUUGCCAAUUAUGUAAGUAGAGUUAUUUGAGUUGUAAUCUUUGUUUUGCUGAAAUCCAUUACAAGCAUAAUGAAGAUUUUUUAAUUAUUGACAAUAUUCUCUUAAUAGUUGAAUAAAUAUUGCUAAAAAUUGAAAUGGCAAAAUAAUAUAUGGCAUUCAAAAACUUAAUAACUAAUUAACAAUUUAAUUCAUUUCUUCAAACAAAAUACACUUCACUUUAAAUUGUCAAAUCCCAUCUUAUAAAUUAAAAUUUACAAAAACUAUUAAACUUUGAAUUUCUUACAACAAUAAAUUAAGAUUUCAUUUUAUAGGAUAUCUUAACAGAAUUAAUUUUAUAGUCUUAGUUCUUUAAUAAUGAGUAGAUAAAUAAUAUAAAAUAGAUUUUUGAUAGUCUAUUCCAAGAAGUUUAAGAAGAACAUUUAAUAAUACUCAUGUUUGAUAAAAGUAUGUUUUACAUUCAUUUAUAAGGCUGCUUAUUAUAUUCAAUUCAAAAAUAUGAAGAAGCAUUUUAAGUUUCUAACACCUUAUUAAAAUUAACAUAAAAAAAAUAUUUUAUAACCAAAAAUAUUUAAGAUUUUAGUCAGGGAAUUAUAUUGAAAUCUACGAAUACUAAAUGGAAUAUAGAGUGUUUAUUUGGAAGAAAUCUAUAUAUAAUUAAAGAAUACAAAAAGAGUCUUGAUUUCUUUAAGAAAUUAAGUGAUAACAAAAAGGAUUAAUAAAUUCUCAAAGAAUGUUAUAUAUAUAUCAGUCUUAACUUAAUCUAAAUGAAUAAAUAUGAAGAAGCUUUAAAUUAUCUUAGUAUUUAUAAUUAAAUAGACCCAAUGAAUUUAAUAAUAAAAUUUUUUGAAGGUAAUCUUGUAAUUUAACUGUUUAGGAUUUGCUUUAGAAAGAUUCGGGAAUUUAGAUUAUGCUCUAGAAAAAUAUAAAUUAAUUUCUUAAACAACAAAUGAAUCCUUUUAUAAUCUACUCUAUGGUAAUUAAGUUGAAAAUAUAUAGGAAAAAUAUUACUUAAUUGCAAUAAGUUUAAAUAAGCUAAUGAACUAUUUGAGAAAAUCCUUUAGCAUAGGAAUUUUACUGAGAUUGUCUAAAUUUACAAAUGUAUAAAUUUACAUUAAUAAAGGUUUGACUUUAUUGAAUGAAAGUUAAAUGGAAUUAGCUCUGAAAUAAUCAGAAAUGUUGAUUGAUACUAAUAAAAAUAGUGUUUAUGGAUAUCUAUUGAAAGGUAAUUAAUAAAUUGAUUUGAAUAAUAAUAGGAAUUAUUUUACAUAUGUAAGAUAAAACAUAAGAAGUUAAUAUCAUAAGCGAUUAGAUAAAUUAAUAUUUCACUAAUAAUAUUUGGAAUUAUUUUUUUUAAAGUUAUAGUUCUUAUGUUUAUAAUAGGUUAUAUUUUAACUUUAGACAAUAAAUAUGAACAAGCAUAGAUAUAUUUAGAUAAUAUAUAGGGUGUGAACCAUGAUCUUCUAUUUUUAAAAGCUUUAUUCUUACUUAGGCUUAAUAAAAUACAAGACGCUUUUGAUAUUAUUUAGUAAUUGAAUAAGGAAGAUUAUUAUUGUGCUCUCUUAAAAGAAGCAUUCUUUAUUAUAAAAGAGAAUGAUUAGACAAAUAUUGGGAUUUAGUAAUUUAAAAGAUUAUUUGAAAUUAACCCAAAGGAUUAUUUGGCUAUGCAUUAUUAAGGUUAUCUUUUAAUUUUAAUUUAGGAUUCUGUUUUUAUAUUGAAUUAAAAUAUGAUUAAGCAAUUUAAUGUUUUAAUGAAGCCAUAAAGAUAAAUCCAAAGCUAUUUGAAUCAUAUUUUUUGAAAGGUAGAAUAUGAAGAUUAUAAAAAGGUGAAUCCUUAUUUAAAAAGUUAGAGUUUUAAGAUGCAUUGGAUUGUUAUAUAAAUGCAAGUAGGUGUGAAGAAUUUGAUAAUGAAAAAGUAAAUUUUCAUAAAGGAAAUUUAUAUUUAUUUUUACUAAAAUUUGAUAGAGCGAUAAUAGCCUAUCAAGAUGCUAAGUCAAUAGAUUUAGCUUCUAUUAUGAAGGCUAUAAUAGAUUGGUAUAAAAAAAAGAAUUAAGAAGCAUUAGUUGAGGCUGAAAGAAAAAAGGAUAAAUAUAAGGAACUCUUUUUUAUGCUAAGUAAAUGAUUUAGAUAAAAUUUAGGUAGACUUUAUAAUGAAUUCAAUAAUAAAUAAUUUACUUAAUAUCAUUUAGAACAAUUUAAGAAAAUGAAUUAGGAAGACAUUAAUAAUUUUCAUAAGGGAAAUUACUAAAAUGGUAAAGUUUUUAUUAAAUUUAUGGAAAGGAAUUUUUUAAGUUUUGAAUAAUUACCUGAUAGUAUUAACUUUAAUCAUAUGAUAUUUAAUAGGAGAAUAUGAAAUAUUGAAAUAUGCUGCAUGGUUCUUAGAUUUACAUACUAAAGAGAUUAGUUUAUAUAAAGUAUAAUGGAAAUUUCCAAAAUUCUUUUAUUAAUCACUAAAAAUUAUAUAAAAUAAAAUUAUUAAUGAAGAAUAAUUAAAAUACAUUGGCAAAUAUCCAGUAAUUUGA